Molecule: messenger RNA, 2332 nt
Organism: Anguilla rostrata (American eel)
Lineage: Eukaryota; Metazoa; Chordata; Actinopteri; Anguilliformes; Anguillidae
Gene: anxa14
Product: annexin A14
Exons: 13
Coding region: 363-1361 (332 amino acids)
Cellular component (GO): nucleus; vesicle; plasma membrane
Molecular function (GO): calcium ion binding; phospholipase A2 inhibitor activity; phosphatidylinositol-4,5-bisphosphate binding
Source: RefSeq, a predicted model, not a curated record
GAAGAGAAGUAAAUUCACUCUCUUGUGCACCAGUGAGGUAUUUUUCCAGGAGAGAGAGACACACCCGAAAGCGCCGAUUUAUGAGCAGGUUGUUUGCCUGCCCUGCAGUCCCAGUCCGCUAUCCAAACGGGAUACUCUCCUCGUCGUGGUUCAGCUGCCUGACUGCACAUCCGCUUUAGAAGUUGCUAGUGUGGUUCAGCGGCUCACGGGUUUACAGAGAGACGGAUAUCAAAUAGGACUGCCUCAACGGAACAGUAAAUAACAGUCGGUAAAGUAUUUUGGCGGAGGGGGACCAGACGCUUAGGACAACAUAAGUAGCAAGACAACGCACAGCCCGGUGCAAAACUGAUGACCCAUAAGACAUGGAGGUUCUGUUGAAGACGGCUGAGACUGUGCCAGUCACCGAGCCUGAGAUGUGGUGGGGAACGUUGGGCACUAUGCGGCCCUUCCCAAAUUUCAAACCUGAGAAGGAUGUUCGGGAGAUCCAGGUGGCCCUGGAGAAGAAAGAUGUUAAUACUCUGGUGAGGAUCUUGACCAACCGCACCAAUGCACAGAGACAAGACAUCUCCCAGGCCUUCCGUACCCUCAAACAGCAGGACCUGAGUCAAGCUCUGAAGAAACUGCUGUCUGGGGCACUGGUGGACCUUCUGCUGGGCCUCUUGAUGACCCCCGCACAAUUUGACGCUCAUCGCCUCCGGCAAGCCAUGCACGGUUUGGGAACAGACGAGGAGACUCUGCUGGAGGUCCUGUGCACCAGAUCAGCACAGCAGCUCAAAGAUAUCACUAUAGCCUACAAGCAAGAGUUUAAACGGUAUCUGGAGAAUGACCUGAUCAGUGAGAGCAGCAAGGUCUUUACCAACCUGAUCCUCUCCAUACUCAAGAAGGAGCAGGAGAACAUGCAGGGGGUUAUCGAAUACCAGCUCAUUGAUCGAGACGUCAGGACUCUGACUGAAGCCCUCAGUGGUAAGAAGGCGGACCCUAUCCCCUGGAUCAGGGUACUCACGACAAGGGAUUAUGACCAUCUUGACAGAGUCUUGUUCAGGUGGGAGUGUAUUCAGGGUGAGACUGUGGACAAAGCACUGCAGAAGCACUUUUCUGGGGACCUCAGACUGGGGUUGCGAGUAUUGGUUCGUACUAUCCAGAACACCCCUCUAUACCUGGCCCAGCGGCUGCAGGCCUGCAUGAAGAAAAACAAUGUGCUGUUUGGUAUCCUGGUCUCUCGCAGUGAGGAGGAUCUUCUCAGCGUGAGAGUGGAAUAUCGCAGAUUGACCAAUACCUCCCUCUACUCAGCUCUACAGAAAGAAUUUAAGGGGGAUCUUCAGCUGGCCCUAUUAGCCUUGUGCCGGGCCGAAGACGUGUAGCCAAACAGAGGGGCAGAGAGAAAAAGAACAAACAGUCGUCAAAUAUAUACUAUACUCUAUAUGAUUACCUACAUACUGAAGCACACCACAGCUUUUAUUCACACACAGAGCCCACCUACAUCCUGUAAUCACAGGCAUGGUCUGUUUUUGAUCUGCCAGCGUUAAUGUUCAUCGCCACCCUAGCUAUCCAGGUAGGAUUUGAUGUACAGAUGAAAUGGCUGGUUUUGUGCACGGCACAAUUCAGUCAUAGCAUUAAGUGGCCGAGUUUCAUUGUUCAUCUUAAUGGAAAAGCCAAAACUUGCUCUCUGAAUAUUUAGCUUCUCUCUAGCCCCGACUCCUGUGCGCCACUAGUUUUAAAAGAUCUUCUGAACUCCAGCAGCUGAAUGGCUUAAAAAUUUUCACAUUAAUUCGAUUUCCAUUAUAGCCAAAGAGCGCGAAUGCGCAUGUCGGAAAACUUCCGGACUGCGUGCGGACGUGGCUCCCUCCCGCCUCAGAGCGAGUGCGAGGGAUUUCGGGCGGGCAACUGUGCGGGAUUCUUCACGUUUAGGCUCCGCCUCUCUCUGAUCUCACAAAUCCCAAGACAAUGUCAGCCAAGAGACAAUUAUUAAUAUCCCCGUGCAUAGCUGCCAUUUCUCCCGACCCAUCAAUCUUCAGCUGCAGACUGGGAGUAGAGUUUCCCUCCUGUUUGGGGGGGACGGGGCAGGCAGGGGGGUUGAGUUAUAUAAAGGUUCACAUAUCCAGAUGAGGCCAUCCUCUCUGGCCAUUGUAUGAGUCAGGUAGAAAUGUAUGUAGAGACUGUCUUUGUUCAUAGGGGGCAAUGAGCAUUUUUUACUAUUGUCUCCAAUUUCCAGAGAGUUUCCUGAGAUGUUUACAUUGAUUUGUGUUUCUCACAUAAUGGACUGUGAUUUAGUUUGAUUAUUGUAUAUUAUUGUGUCUAAAUCAAACACAAUAAAGCAAUUGUUUUUGAUGCA